Linum tenue is the source of this 2424-nucleotide messenger RNA. NCBI's taxonomy places the organism in Eukaryota, Viridiplantae, Streptophyta, Magnoliopsida, Malpighiales, Linaceae. The record is from the annotation of a GenBank genome assembly.
AUGGAGCAAUACUAUCACACCAACUUGUACCUCAACCUUCUCUUACUCUUCAUCUCCGCCGUCUCCCUCUCCUUCUUCGCCAUCUUCUACAAGCACAAAUCCCAAUACUACAACCACCCCAACCUCCCGCCGGGCCGGCCGGGCAUCCCUUACCUCGGCGAAACCCUAGCCUUCCUCACCACCGGAUGGAUCGGCCGCCCGGAGAAGUUCGUCACCGACCGGAUCCGAGAAUUCUCCUCCUCCGCGUUCAAGACCCACAUCAUCGGCAAGCCCACCGUCGUCCUCACCGGCGCGGAGGGCAACAAGUUCCUCUUCACCAACGAGAACAAGCUCGUCGUCGUGUGGUGGCCGGACUCCGUCAGCAAGAUCUUCCCCUUCAGCGAGACCACCUCCAUACACGAGGAGUCCCGCCGGUUCCGGAAGUUCCUGCCGCAGUUCAUGAAGCCCGAAGCCCUCCAGAGGUACGUCGGAGAAAUGGACGAGGUGGCGCGCCGCCACUUCGCCUCGUUGUGGGAAGAUCGCGACGAGGUGGAAGUGCUCCCGCUGACGAAGAAGUACACGUUCUGGGUGGCGUGUCGUUUGUUCGUCAGCUUGGACGAUCCUGCGCGAAUUGCGGAGCUCGGCGUCCCGUUUGACCACGUGGCGUCCGGAAUUUUCGCACUUCCGUACGAUUUUCCCGGCACGCCGUUCAGGAGGGCGAUCAGGGCGUCGAAGUUUAUAAGGGAGGAGUAUCUGAUGGAGAUUAUUAGGCGGAGGAAAGCUGAGCUGGCGGCGGCGGCGGAGGAGUCGCAUCAGGAUAUAUUGUCGUAUAUGCUGACGGCGACCGACGACGGCGGGGAGCAUAUGAGCGACAUAGACAUUGCUGACAAGAUACUAGGGCUUCUCGUCGGCAGCCACGACACCGCCUCUGCCACGUGUACUUUCGUCGUCAAGUUCUUGUCGGAGCUCCCUGAUGUUUAUGAUCGAGUUUACCAAGAACAAAUGGAGAUAGCGAGAAGCAAAUCAGCAGGGGAAUUGUUGAACUGGGAGGACAUAAAGAAGAUGAAGUACUCGUGGAAUGUAGCUUGUGAAGUGCUGAGGCUCACUCCUCCUGUUCAAGGCUCGUUCAGGAAAGCCACUACGGACUUCAUUUUCAAUGGCUUCUCCAUCCCCAAGGGUUGGAAGUUGUAUUGGAGUGUACCUUCAACUCACAAAAACGAGAAGUACUUCCCGAAACCGGAGAAAUUCGAUCCCAGCAGAUUCGAAGGCAGCGGUCCAGAACCGUACACGUUCGUUCCUUUCGGAGGAGGCCCCAAGAUGUGCCCUGGCAAAGAGUAUGCUCGCCUUGAAAUUCUGGUGUUUAUGCACAACUUGGUGAAGCGAUUCAAGUUCGAGAUGUUGAUCCCCGGUGAAAAAAUUAUCGUGAAUCCUAUUUGUGUGCCGGCUAACGGACUUCCUAUUCGUCUGUUUCCUCACGAGGCUUCCAUCUUCUACAAGCACAGAUCCCAAUACUACAACCACCCGAACCUCCCGCCGGGCCGGCCGGGCAUCCCAUACCUCGGCGAAACCCUAGACUUCCUCUCCACCGGAUGGACCGGCCGUCCGGAGAAGUUCGUCACCGACCGGAUCCGAGAAUUCUCCUCCUCCGCGUUCAAGACCCACAUCGUCGGCGAGCCCACCGUCGUCCUCGCCGGCGCGGAGGGCAACAAGUUCCUCUUCACCAACGAGAACAAGCUCGUGGUCGUGUGGUGGCCGGACUCCGUCAGCAAGAUCUUCCCCUUCAGCGAGACCACCUCCAUACACGAGGAGUCCCGCCGGUUCCGGAAGUUCCUGCCGCAGUUCAUGAAGCCCGAAGCCCUCCAGAGGUACGUCGGAGAAAUGGACGAGGUGGCCCGCCGCCACUUCGCCUCGCUGUGGGAGGAUCGCGACCGGGUGGAAGUGCUCCCGCUGGCGAAGAAGUACACGUUCUGGGUGGCGUGUCGGCUGUUCGUCAGCCUGGACGAUCCCGCGCGAAUUGCGGAGCUCGGCGUCCCGUUCGAUGACGUGGCGUCCGGGAUUUUCGCGCUGCCGUUCGAUCUGCCCUGGACGCCGUUCAGGAGGGCGAUCAGGGCGUCGAAGUUUAUAAGGGAGGAGUAUCUGGUGGGGAUUAUUAGACGGAGGAAAGCUGAGCUGGCGGCGGCCGCCGCGGCGGAGGAGGAGGGGUGUGAUCGUAAUAAGAUGAAAGCGCAUCAGGAUAUAUUGUCGUAUAUGCUGACGGCGACCGACGACGGUGGGGAGCACAUGAGCGAGAUAGACACUGCUGACAAGAUACUGGGGCUUCUCGUCGGCAGCCACGACACCGCCGCCGCCACGUGUACUUUCGUCGUAAAGUUCUUGUCGGAGCUCCCUGACGUUUAUGAUCGAGUUUACCAAGGUGCGUCUCCUCUUUUGUUCAUACUAGUGUGA